Manihot esculenta (cassava) is the source of this 1873-nucleotide messenger RNA. Its product is annotated as probable aminotransferase ACS12. The transcript has 4 exons. NCBI's taxonomy places the organism in Eukaryota, Viridiplantae, Streptophyta, Magnoliopsida, Malpighiales, Euphorbiaceae. Gene Ontology annotation, biological process: amino acid metabolic process; biosynthetic process. Gene Ontology annotation, molecular function: L-aspartate:2-oxoglutarate transaminase activity; pyridoxal phosphate binding; aromatic-amino-acid:2-oxoglutarate transaminase activity. The record is from RefSeq and is a predicted model, not a curated record. The coding region runs from base 200 to 1813 and encodes 537 amino acids.
UAGUGAUGCCUGUGAUACUUGCCAAUUAGCAACGAGUGACCUCACCGAAUCCUCCCAAAGAAUAUUUCAAGAUAAAAGAAGAUAAAUCCAGACUCUCCUUCAACGAACGGCUCACAACACUCCUACACAAACGCAUUAACUGCCUAAGCAUGCGGAACGCCCGAGACCUUCAACCCCGGCGGCUUCAUUCGCCAAACCAAUGACCCUCACCCAAAUCCAAACCCGAAUUCAGUCUACCGAGCCUGACAACCUUCCCCGGAAGCCCGCCGGAGCCACCGCAAUGAGACUUAUAGUGCCACUUCAAGGUGUAGUCCAAGGCAGAGGAGGCCUAAUAUUAGGUUCUCUAAUCCCUUGCGCUCUCUUUUACUUUUUCCAGCUCUAUUUCAAACGACAUCGUUCUCCAAAUCCUUCUUCGAACCCUCCGUCGCCUUCCGCUUCAUCUCCAAACCUUGCUGAGAUCCCCAGGACGUCUUCGCGGUCCAAUUUAUCGAGCCGGGGAUCGUUUAGCCAGGGACGGGCAUGUAUAUCGAACCGGGCGAUGUCCAUUGCGAAGCCUAAUGAUUCUCCUUAUUAUAUUGGGCUGGAUAAGGUUUCGGUGAAUCCGUAUGACAGAAGAAGCAAUCCGGAUGGGAUUAUUCAGCUUGGGUUAUCUGAGAAUAGAUUGUGUUUAGAUUUGAUUGAGAAAUGGAUGGCGAAUAAUCUCAGGGAUUCUGUAGUUGGAACAGACGGUGGUGAUCUGAAUAUUCAUGGUAUCGCGACAUACCAGCCGUUCGAUGGAUUGAUGGAGCUAAAAGUGGCUAUGGCAAAUUUCAUGUCUCAGGUUGUGGGAAGAGCAGUCUCAUUUGAUGCAUCACAGAUCGUAUUAACUGCUGGUGCAACUCCUGCAGUUGAGAUUUUAUGCUUCUGCUUGGCAGACCAGGGAAAUGCAUUUCUUGUUCCAACGCCAUAUUAUCCUGGAUUUGAUAGAGAUAUGAGAUGGCGAACAGGAGUGGAGCUAGUACCUGUUCACUGCCGCAGCACUGACAAUUUCAUAUUAAGUGUCCCUGCUCUUGAGGAAGCUUACAAUCAGGCUAGAAAACGAGGAUUAAAAGUUCGUGGAAUAUUGAUUUCUAACCCUUCAAAUCCUGUUGGCAAUUUACUGCCACAAGAAACACUCUUUGACCUUCUAGACUUUGUCCAAGAGAAAAACAUCCACAUUAUUUCUGAUGAAAUAUUUGCUGGGUCUGUGUAUGGAAAUGGUCAAUUUGUGAGUAUGGCGCAAAUUCUAGAGGAAGAAGAUUUUGACAAGAAUAGGAUUCAUAUUAUAUAUGGUCUCUCAAAAGAUCUUUCUCUUCCAGGAUUUAGGGUUGGGGCCAUCUACUCCUACAACGAAAACAUCUUAACUGCUGCUAAAAGGUUAACUAGAUUUUCUUCUAUUUCUGCUCCAAGCCAGAGGCUGCUAGUUUCCAUGCUUUCAGAUACAAGAUUCAUCGAGGAAUAUAUUGACACUAAUAAAAGGAGGAUUAGGAAAAUAUAUGACUUAUUUGUUGAAGGGUUCAAGCAAUUAGGAAUCAAGUGUGUAGAAAGUAGUGCUGGCUUGUACUGUUGGGCUGAUAUGGGUGAACUAAUGAACUCUUACAGUGAGAAAGGAGAACUUGACUUAUGGGAUAAACUGUUGAACAUUGCAAAGAUCAAUGUAACUCCUGGUUCAGCCUGCCACUGCAUAGAACCAGGAUGGUUCCGCUGUUGUUUUACUACUUUAACUGAAGAAGACAUUCCUGUAGUCAUAGAACGGAUCAGCAAAGUUGCAGAAACAUUUAAAUCUCCUGGUUGAAAUGUAAAGUCAUACGUUCAAACUUUUUCAGCAAUUGCUACGUAGGAGAUCAUUUUUUGA